Molecule: messenger RNA, 2463 nt
Organism: Leopardus geoffroyi (Geoffroy's cat)
Lineage: Eukaryota; Metazoa; Chordata; Mammalia; Carnivora; Felidae
Gene: DUSP5
Product: dual specificity phosphatase 5
Exons: 4
Coding region: 239-1387 (382 amino acids)
Biological process (GO): endoderm formation; negative regulation of MAPK cascade; protein dephosphorylation
Cellular component (GO): cytoplasm; nucleus
Molecular function (GO): protein tyrosine/threonine phosphatase activity; MAP kinase tyrosine/serine/threonine phosphatase activity
Source: RefSeq, a predicted model, not a curated record
ACACUCAUUCACAUAAAACGCCGCGCUGCCGGCGGAAUCCCCGGCUUCUGGGGCGGCGAGUGGCCCGGCCGGGUGCCGAGCGUUCGGGGCGGGAAAGAAGAGUUGAGCGGCCGCUCCGGCGCCGGGCUCGGUCGGCCGGCCGCAGCCUCGCGGGCCGCCCUCCCGUGCCUCGCCAGCGGGCACCCUGGCCGUGGGCACCUGCGGGGCGCGCGGCGCGCGACCGCUGGGCGGCGGCGGCAUGAAGGUCACGUCGCUCGACGGGCGCCAGCUGCGCAAGAUGCUCCGCAAGGAGGCGGCGGCGCGCUGCGUGGUGCUCGACUGCCGGCCCUACCUGGCCUUCGCCGCCUCGAGCGUGCGCGGCUCGCUCAACGUCAACCUCAACUCGGUGGUGCUGCGGCGGGCCCGCGGCGGCGCGGUGUCUGCACGCUACGUGCUGCCCGACGAGGCGGCGCGCGCGCGGCUGCUGCAGGAGGGCGGCGGCGGCGUGGCGGCCGUGGUCGUGCUCGACCAGGGCAGCCGCCACUGGCAGAAGCUGCGCGAGGAGAGCGCCGCGCGGGUCGUGCUCACCUCGCUGCUCGCUUGCCUGCCCGCCGGCCCGCGGGUCUACUUCCUCAAAGGAGGAUAUGACAACUUCUACUCGGAAUAUCCUGAGUGUUGCGUGGAUGUACAACCCAUUUCACAAGAGAAGGUUGAAACCGAGAAAGCCCUCAUGAACCAGUGUGGGAAACCAGUGCUCAGCAUCAGCUACAGGCCGGCUUAUGACCAGGGCGGCCCAGUUGAAAUCCUCCCUUUCCUCUACCUUGGAAGUGCCUACCAUGCAUCCAAGUGCGAGCUCCUCGCCAACCUGCACAUCACGGCCCUGCUGAAUGUCUCACGGCGGAUUUCCGAGUCCUGCACGACCCACCUACACUACAAAUGGAUCCCUGUGGAAGACAGCCACACAGCUGACAUUAGCUCCCACUUUCAAGAAGCAAUAGACUUCAUUGACUGUGUCAGGGAAAAGGGAGGCAAGGUCCUGGUCCACUGUGAGGCUGGGAUCUCCCGUUCGCCCACCAUCUGCAUGGCUUACCUCAUGAAAACCAAGCAGUUCCGCCUGAAGGAUGCCUUCGAUUACAUCAAGCAGCGGAGGAGUGUGGUCUCGCCCAACUUCGGCUUCAUGGGCCAGCUCCUGCAGUAUGAGUCUGAGAUCCUGCCUUCCACGCCACAGGCUCCCUCCUGCCAAGGGGAGGCAGCCAGCUCUUCAUUCAUAGCCCAUUUGCAGACAUUGAGCCCUGACGUGCAAGGUUCCUACUGCACAUUCCCUACCUCGGUGCUGGUGCCAGUGCCCACCCACUCGACAGUCUCAGAGCUCAGCAGGAGCCCCGUGGCCACGGCCACAUCCUGCUGAAACCGGGAUGGGGAAACAGCCCAGUCCCAAGAACAACUGUGAUUCUGCUUUCUAAACUCGUGGACAUUUCAUACCUGUGCAAUACCGAAGACCUCACUCUGUCCCACUGCCCCACUGGGAGAGUGAGCACCAGGCUUGCAAAGGAACUUCACACUGACAUCGGGGAUAGGUUUUCGGGACCGAAGGAAGGCCAAGCCAUCAUGAGAGCACAGCGCGUGCCAACUACUGUACUUCCAGACCCCGUGCCCUCUCAGGACCGCCCAGUCCCUGCACCUCCAAGUUUGCCUUCUCAUUUCAAGCGUAAGGCAAUAAACCCCUGCAGCAGCAUGGGAGAAAGCAGUUCCUAGACCGGGAGAAAAGGCAGUUACGAAGCCAAUUCGUUUUGAAGGAAGCACAAUUUCCACCUUACUUUUUUAACUCUGGCAGUCUCAGUAUCUGUCUCUGUUGCUUCAGGGCAUAAGCUGAUCACCACCCAGUCGGGAAAGUAACCCUGCAGGGUUUGGAGGGACACGAUCUGUGUGCUGCUUCGAACCCUCAGAUGUUUUGGAGGCUCCCUCUCAGGGCCAGUAGAGACAGGCGGUUGAAGUAGGGAGACACUGACCUAUCUGGGUGUCCUCUCCACCGUGGGUUCUUCCCUGACUUCGGACUUCGCAUGAUUCUUACUCAUACUUGAACCUUUCUCAUUGCACCUCUCCUCAAAGCAACUCUUCUUCAGACCUUAGACCAAAAAUCACCCCUUCGAGGUGGUAGCAGUGGGUGCCAAGGGAAAUAGGGCACCCGCUGUCUGGGUCAGUGGCAUUGAAAUGGUCUUUUUCCCCAGUUUGCCGUCCUUCAUGUGUGCUUGUCUCGUCUCCGGUGACACACGUCUUCAUCCCUGCCCCUGGGGGUUGUCUUCAAGCUGUGGACUUCUGGGGUUUACAGAUUUUGUAAUGUGGUACUUUUUUGUCCGUAGGUUCUUUCUCCAGGGGAAAAGGCAAUAAUUUCCUAAAACCCAUGUGAAUGUGAAGAAAAGCAGUAUGUUACUGGUUGUCGUUGUUGUUGUUAUUGUUGUUUUUUUAUAGUGCAAAAUAAAAAGA